CUGAGGCCAGAAGCCUGUUUACGGAGGACUCCCCUGAAGAGCGCAAGUUGCAAUGAUCUAACGGAACACCAUAUUGACCGCCGGCAUACUCUUGCCGGUUGGGUGGACAGUCGCCGCGACCACGGCGGCGUUAUUUUUGUUGACCUGAGAGACAGGUCCGGAAUCGUCCAGGUAGUGUUUAGCCCAGAACUGUCUCCCGAUGCCUAUAGCAUUGCCGAGCAGCUUCGCUCGGAAUGGGUCAUUGAGGUUAAGGGCAAGGUUUCACGCCGUCCACCCGAGUCGGAAAAUCCGACUCUCCCUACGGGGAUGGUCGAGGUUAUGGCCGAUGAGGUGACUGUCCUGAAUUCCUCCCUCACGCCGCCCUUCUAUAUAGAAGAUGACGUAAAGGCGGACGAGGGGUUGCGCCUCCGAUACCGCUACCUGGACUUGCGCCGGCCCCAGAUGCAGCGGAAUCUGAUUCUGCGGCACCAGGUGGUCAAGUAUAUUCGUGACUUUCUGGACGAGCGUGGAUUCCUUGAAAUAGAAACUCCUAUCCUGAUAAAGAGUACCCCGGAAGGCGCCAGGGAUUACCUGGUGCCCAGCCGGAUGCAGAAGGGCAGCUUUUACGCCUUGCCCCAGUCUCCCCAGCAGUUGAAGCAACUGUUAAUGGUGUCAGGAGUGGAAAAGUACUUUCAGAUUGCGCGCUGCUUCCGGGACGAAGACCUGCGAGCUGACCGACAGCCCGAAUUCACCCAACUUGACCUGGAAAUGAGCUUUGUUGACCAGGAAGACGUGCUCCAACUGACCGAGGAACUCUACACUGGAAUGGUCGAGAAGUUGACCCCGGAGAAGAAGCUCAUAAAGCCCUUUCCUCGCUUGCCCCACAAUGAGGUGAUGGCCCGCUACGGCAGCGACAAACCCGACCUGCGUUUCGGCCUGGAAAUGACGGAUGUAACCGACUUGGCCGGAGAAACCGAAUUCAGGGUAUUCCUCAAUACAGUCGAGCAGGGCGGCAUAGUCAAAGGGUUCGUUGCUCCGGGUCAGGGCCACUACACCGGGUCCGACAUGCGGCGGCUUGAAGAAACGGCCAAGGAAUUUGGCGCAGCCGGCAUGAGCCACGUACGCCUGCAGGGAGAAGGGGCCCCGUCGAACUUGUCUGAAGACAAUUUCCUGCUUUCCCCAGGAUUGAGAAUGCCGGUGGAAUGGUCCCGCCGCCUGGCCGAGCGAAUGGGCGCUACUGGCGGAGACCUGAUAGUGCUUAUGGCCGGGCCUGCCAGCCGGGCAAACCUGUGGCUCAGUUCCAUGCGUAACUAUUUCGGCGAACGGCUGGGGCUGAUUGACGAGGACAUACUGUCCUUUGCUUUUGUUACCGGAUUCCCCCUCUUCGACUGGGACGAGAACAAUAACAGGUGGGACUCCUCUCACCACCCCUUCACUUCACCAGCCGAUGGCAAGGAAGAACUGCUGGACGGGCAGGAACUGGGGGGUAUUGAAUCGAAGGCCUAUGAUCUGGUAUGCAACGGUUCCGAACUGGCCAGCGGCAGCAUCCGAAUCCACCGCCGAGAACUCCAGGAGAAGAUUUUUACCGUCCUGGGCUACAGCAAAGAGCAGGUGGAGGAGCGGUUCGGCCACAUCCUUGAAGCUUUUGAAUACGGCGCGCCUCCUCACGGAGGCAUUGCUCCCGGCAUAGACCGGCUGGUUGCUAUCCUGGCCGGCGCGGAUUCCAUACGGGACGUAAUUGCCUUCCCCAAGACCCAGAGUGGAACUGACCUGUUAUUCGGGGCACCGGCGCCGGUGGAUGACUCGCAAUUGCGGGACUUGGCACUGCGGAUUACCGAAUAG
Geodia barretti is the source of this 1821-nucleotide messenger RNA. Lineage: Eukaryota; Metazoa; Porifera; Demospongiae; Tetractinellida; Geodiidae. The record is from the annotation of a GenBank genome assembly.